GGCGCGCGAUGCUGCGUCGGGGCGCGGCGCCGCGCGCGGACCCCCGUCUCUUGGAAAGGCUGACCGCGGCCCCGGCUGCUGGGCCCAAGCCAGGUCAGCGGCGCCGCGCUGGCUGCUUGCGCGUUCGACGCUCGUCAGUGCCCCGGGUGUGACCGGCGGCGACGGAGCGCUAGGCCUAGGCUCUACGCACGAUCGCGAGGCUUAAGCCCGCGUGUGCCCUUGGGCCCUCCUCGCGGCGCUGGUUUCGGAUCGCCCGUUAUGGGCCGCGCCGCGCGCCGCCGUGAAAGCUGAGCACGCGGCGCGCGCGCGGCGAUGUGCGCGGUGGCAGCAGCUAGGAAGGGGGGGUCGGUCCCGUGUCCGAGCGGUGUCGCGUUUCUCGAAAGGGGGGGUUUGCCCCGCGACCGCAGCGACGUCGGCGGCACGGCAGCUUCCGCGCGGCGUCUGCUUGUCCCCGCGGAUUGUGCGUGUGUGUGUGCGGCAGUUAUGUCAGCCGAGCCUUGAACGGGGCCGACCUUGCACGCCUUGGCGGCUCGGAAGCGCCAAGGCGACUCGCCUCGUCAUGGGCGACCAUGUCCCGAGGGCGCGCUCCCAAAAGGGAACGGGCUCGAUCAAGGCCGGCCAGUUUGCCGCACUGUCCUUGUGUAAUGUGGUAUCCUUGGAGGCGCAGUUUCGCGGAGGCCCUCGCGCGCUGCUGCCGCCGCUUCCGCCGCGGAGCUCCCAUGCGGACCGCCUCGGGGACUCCAAGCCAUGAGGCGUCGCAGCGGAGCCGCUGCCUCGUCGUGGUACUGCCUGCCCAGCGGCCUGCAGCCGAUGGUGGCGUGCGGCAUACCGGCCAGCUGUAGCCUUCCCCAGCUCUCACGGGACUGCAUGCCUCUGGAUGAAUUCCAUCCAUUCAUUGAGGCCCUCCUGCCUCAUGUGAAGGCCUUCUCGUACACCUGGUUCAACCUCCAGGCGGCCAAGCGCAAGUACUUCAAGAAGCACGAGAAGCGCAUGAGCUUGGACGAGGAGCGCCGCUGCAAGGAAGAGCUUCAGGGUGAGCGUCCAGAGGUCAAACAGAAGUGGGCCUCACGACUGUUGGGGAAGCUGCGCAAGGACAUCACACAGGAAUGUCGCGAGGACUUUGUGCUGGGCAUCACGGGCAAGCGGCGGGCCGCCUGCGUGCUUAGCAACCCCGACCAGAAGGGCAAGAUGCGACGCAUCGACUGCCUACGACAGGCUGACAAGGUAUGGCGCCUGGACCUAGUGAUGGUGAUACUGUUCAAGGCAGUGCCCCUGGAGAGCACCGAUGGUGAGCGGCUGGAAAAGGCCCCCGACUGCCACCACCCCGCCCUCUGCGUCAACCCUUUCCACAUCAAUGUCUCCGUCCGAGAGCUCGACCUCUACCUCGCAAACUUCAUCCUCAGCCACGAGGCUCUCAGUGGCUUACGGGAUGCCGUCUGUGAUGGGGAUAAAGAGGAUGAUCCAGGUGAUGCAAGCAGCAUUCUGGCUACCGGCGUGUUCACAUCGGCUGAGCUCUACCGGCUCUCCAAAGCGCGGUGUCUCUCUGAAAUGAAGGAAGAUUUCCUGGAGCGACAAACAAUGGCCUUUGUCUUUGACAGCUCCAGGAGCAGUGGGUCCGUGCUUCAGGCGUCGAACGGGGGCCAGCCAGUCAAACUGGAGCCACCGUACUAUGGCUACGCAUCGCCUCAGGAUCCGUCUCCAGUUUUGCAGCCGACUUCUGUGGGGGCGGGGCUCUUGCGCGCAGCCAGCCCGAGCGAAGGGGCUCCGCCGCGGUGCAAGCGGCUGCGAAGGCUGCCCUCCGCCGAGGAGGACGCGGCUGCUGCUGGCGGAGGAGGCGGACACUUCUACGCCAGCCCCUGGCCAGACGUUGACCAUGGACACCUGAGCUCCUCGCAUGCCAAAAUAAAGAUGGAAGCCUUUGCCCUGGCCCGAGCCGAACCCAAGCCAACACACCCGCGGGUAGCAGGGGGUGCGAGCAGCCCGUUAGGAGGGCCUCCCCUGAGUGGGCCAUCGUACUACCUGCACCCGGCGGGCAAGUACCAGGAGAAUGGCGACACCUUCUCCGACUUUGUCAACCUUGUCUGCCAGGAGGCCCACAACUCUGGAACACAGGCCAGCCCCGAUGCGGGAGUGCGAGGCAGCCCCUCCAAGCUCCCGCAGUUCUACUCGAGCUCCAUGCUGCCCCCGCCUCCACCAGCCCCCAUGGCACGACCCGUCGCCAUCAUUCGGUCCGCAGGCCCGAGUAAUCAGCCGCAGCCGCAGAGCAGCCCGCCCAACGUGGAAGGGGCUCGGCCCGAAGACAGUGGCCCCAAGGAGGACUCGGCCAGUCCCGGGGGUGCCUGCAGUGUUGGGAGUGACUCAGUCGUGACGGCCACAGUCCGGACUUCGUCCAGCCCCUUCCUGGCUCGGUCAACAUCUGAGCACACCUUUGGCCACAUCCACUCGCAGGGACAGCUGUUCACGUACCCGGGCACGACGGGGGGUGGUGCCACGCUCUCGUCAACGGUGCUGAGCUCGCCAGGCGCGGGAGGUCUGCUUGCAUCCCCGAGAUCGGCACGAACAACCACGACGCCCACACCUCUGCCACCACGCUGGAACCCACCAUUCAUCGCGCUCGACGAAAACAUGGACUACCAGAUGAUGGCGGGCCUGCUUCCCCCUGCCGGGUCCCAGCCCCCACCUGACAACUCACUCAUGGGCCCGCCCCACGAUGAUGAACGGUUCUUCUCAGUGGCCAGUGGAGAAGCCGAGGAGGCGUCCAAGCCGUCCUGAGCCAUUUGCUCAAGGUGUUUUCCCUUCUUCCCUCGACCUGGGUGCCAAGGCCAGAAAGACAAGACAAGACACGUGGUUUCUCUUGUGAUAGGCAGAGACUCGAUUGUUGUACCAUAGCCCUUUUUAGACAUACUGCUCUGUAGCUCAUUUUUUCAAAAAAGAGUGACACGAGUAAGGGCCUUUUUUACAAGCUCCACGCUAGAGACAGUUAUAUAUAUAUAUAUAUACAACGUUAUAGCAUAUUAUACACACAUAUAUACACAUAUUAUAUAUAUACUACGUAUACACACGCCCGUUCACGCGAACACACACAAGAUAGGCAAUGGUUCGUCGCAGGGCAGCGUGUGUAGAAACAGUGUGCGAGCCUUCUGUUCUUUUCUUGGGUUAUUUUUUGGUCAUAGGCAGUUUUAGAGGUUGGCACAAGUCUUCAGAGUCACAACAACUAUGCCUAUGAAACUUUGCUACAAAUCUAUGCAAACCGGGGCCCCGGCCCUUAGGGUAAGGGCGCACCCCGCUCACGUGAGGCAAUAAUUUAGCUCGGCGACACAUUGUCACUUGUACAUAGAGCCAGCGGUGCCAAGAAAAAGCCCGGUGCGCAUCAUCGUGUUUCUUGUCGCAUCUCGUCUCUUUGCAGCGGGGCGUGGCCAUUUUCUUUUCGUUUCGUUUUACUCUCAGCUGCACACACACAGAAACACACACACACAUUUGCGCACUUGCGUCUGUAUAUACGGCCAUGUGUACAGCCAGAGCGACAUAAUAUAUAAGUGACAUGCUGGGGGCAGCGGGCGGGGCAGGCGACGCCUCCCAGGCCCCACGGUCCCACGCCGCUUUGUUCAUUUGAUUCGCCGCCGCGCUCUGGCGUCAGGUUAGUUUUGUCAGUGCCUUUUUGCGAAGGGCGGCCUCGUCCUCCGCGGCCGCGCAGUGCCAUUGUUUCGCUUGUUGCUCCUCCCAUUUUUGCCUGCAGAGGGCGCGCUAGUACAAAAUAUCCAGAGGGCGCCCCCUGCUUACCCCCCACCCCCCCUACCCCUCUAAGUUGAGUGUGUGUGCCAAUUUUGUUUCUCGCCGUAGCCUUACGCGAGGGGCGCUUCUCGUGCUCUUCUGCUGUUGAUAUAUGCUAGAUUAGACGUGCCUUUGAAGACGACGCGAGUUCAAUGCUGCAUGCAAGCGUCAGCACUUGACGGGGCUUUCUGUUUGUGUCUCGACGCGCUCGUACGCUCACACUUAUGUCGGUGCGCUCGUUUAAAGAAACAAAGCCCAAAGCCGUUCUGUAGCCUGCUGUUCAACUACAGGAAUCUCUGUAGGGUCUGCCGUUGCUGCCGCUGCUGCUUUUUGCAGUCUUUCUUCUUUUUUUCUGUUUUGUCUGGGCUUGGUUUUCACUCCCGAUGUAUUUGGCCUCGCCUGUGUGUGUGGGUGCAGAGGGAUAUAUACGAGGCUGCACCGUGCUGGAAGGCCUUUUGUGUGGAUAUACGGGGUGCUGUACGUCAAAAGGAGAAGGGCUUGCAUCAGAGCCGUAGUGAAAGAGGGGAAGCCAUCAUUGUUUUUUAUACCGAUGCAUCGCACAUUGGCUUACUGACAACACCUUAUUUCUGUCGGACAAAAGUGGUGCUAUGAUUGUAUGCUUUAUAACUUUAUGUUUGCGGCUUUUCAAGCUCUCUUGGUGAACAAAAUGACGCAGCAAUGAUACCUGGCUGCCCUCAGAUAGAACUGCUGUAUUUUUUAGGGUGCCCUGUAUUUUUACGAUUGAAGUAGACUGCACUAGCAUAGCUAAGACGGCUUGUUUAUAGCUGGUCUUUAUUUUUUUUGUCAGCCCAUAGCAUUAAAAGUACGAGUGAGUAUUUUUUUUUUUUUCUCAUCACAACUCGCAGUGCCACAUCAUUCAUUUCGUGGACAAAAUGUAUUGCAGAACGUUGUACAGGCUUAGUGAUCUCUCAUUUCAUUGUUUUUCUGUAAAAAAUCUAUUCGCUCGUCUUGUAGCGGCACUGCUACUUAUGCAUCUGUCAUGGUCACUUUAUGAUUGAGAAUGAAUUACUUUUUUUUACUUCAAUGAAUUUUAACAAAGCACUGACGAUCAUAAUGGGUUGCGGAAGGCUUAAUAUUCUCAACAGCUUUUUGCUCACAUACUUAAUAUUCAUAAAUUGCUGAACAAGGGAAAUAGUAGGCUGCAGAGAACUCGCUUGCACAUGUGCGCCAUCUCAGUAAACAUCAUAAGCUCUUCGGUAAUUGAAUAAUGAAGGUUGCAGGUAUAUCUGGCCCAACCCUUUCUGGCCACAAGAAUGUCAUGCUUCUGUGUACAGGUACUGGUCCAGGUAUGAAGUACAGGUACUUCGGUACCUGUACGGUACCUAUAGUAUUUGUAUGCAGGUGCCACAGCUGCUGGUACCAAGUUGGUACCCUGGUACCUGUAUGCAGGUGCCAUAGCUGGUACUUUGGUGCCAAGCUGUUACCCUGGACCCUAUGAUGCCUGUAUGCAGGUGCCAUUGCUGGUGCCUUUCUGGUUCCUUGGCACCAAGCUGGUACCUAUGUUACCUCUAUGCAGGAGCUUUGAUAGACAAGUGGUAUUGGUUUUUGCAUGGUUUACAGUCUUGGGAGCAUCAGUCACUGUAGACGCUACGCUCCUUCUAAGUUGAACUGACUUCAUUUGGAUACACCAAAAUCUGGAAGCACUACUGGAAGUCUUUUCAUGUUGAAUUGACAUUUUUCAGAAGCAUUAAGAUCUAUAGUUAUUACUGGAAGCUCCUCUGAAUAGUACAGACUUUGCUCAAUUACAUUAAGGAAUUCUGUUUGUCUGUUGAAGCAAACUCUUACCUUCGAAUAUGCAUUCAAGUGGAGCAGGGUCUCCAAACAAUCAAUGUGCAAGCUUUUUCUCGAGCACAAAUUCCAGCCAACAGCUCUCAUCCAUGGAGAAACAUGCUCAGAUACCGUGGCCAAUCGCUUGCCAACCGAAGUGUUCAUAACGAGUGUUCGUUGCCAAAGCUGUCCAAGCCAAAACUGUGCAUCAGACAGGAAGCGCACAAUUAGCAUCGUGCUGCCAGGCAUGUCUUUGUGUAGACUGCCACGCAAACAUGGAAAGACUUUUCCUCUACCUGCGGCUCUGGUGCAGGACUGCGUCGAGUUGAAUGUACAGUACGGUUCACUGUUAAAGGAAUCACCUAAUUAGUAGCCAGCUACUUAUUAGUACAGCUAAAUUAUGGCAUGAAGGCUAGCAAACUACUUUCUUAAAUAUGCAUACAUCGCCUUAUGUGUCCUAUCGGCCUCUUUCUUUCUCUCGAUAAAGUAAUAAUUUUGUAUGAGGUACAUGGCAUUAUUACCAGCCAAGUGUUAGCUUUAAAGGUGACCCUCUGUGUUGGCUUGGUGGCUGUUGCAUUGGUGUUGCUGAACACGAGGUCAUAGGUUUCGUUCCCGCCCACACUUCAAUGAGGGCGAAAUGCAAAAACGCUCAUGUGCUUAUUUAAGUGCAUGUCAAAGAACUCCGCAAGUCAAAAUUAAUCCAGAAUCCUCAACUAUGGCACAUCUCAAAGCCCUUGUGUUGCUUUCGGACAUUAAACCCCUUGAAUGAAUUAAUGAAUCCUCUAAGAGUGGACCGUACUGUACUUGUUGGAGAAGCUAGUGUCUGUCUCUAGACGUCACUGCCGGGGACAUUUUGCUUAGGAUUCUGCCAGCCUGGUUAUCCCUGAGCAUUGUAAGUUUGUUGGUGUGAUGUGGCUCAAAUGAACUGUGCUUUGCUCGUGCGAGUCAAUGCUUCCAUGCAGUUGGUCCGUGCAUGGGGAGACCCUGAAACUCCUCACGAGAAAACUUUGUUGCACCGGAGCUACACCUGAGCUGACCUUGUGACUUGAAAGAUGCCUUCUCUCCCAAAAUUUUUCGAUCUGCAUUUAAGCCAUUCUAAAUAUCAUUUGGAUCAUUCGUACAAAAAAAAUGCCGGUGAUUCCUUGUAAAUUCUCUAAAUAUUUUGCAUGAAUUGCGACAUUAAGCAUAUGCAUUUAUCAGACCCCAAACAGUUCCGUUUCAAUAGUUGCUGCAGACCUUUAGCACGUAGCUGCAUCUGGCAUGCUGGCCGUGUAAAUUGUAGUAGAGUUUGACACCUUGCUUCAGAGUUGAGAGGACACAAAUAAACAUAAGUGGAAGGGUAUCAUGCUUCCAGGUUUUGUUCUUACAAGAGUGCAGCUCAGCACCGCUUGAGCAAUAUCUGGUAGCGAGGCAGUGCGGGUGUGGUUCUGUGGUCACACUGUAUUAUGACAUUGACAUUGUAGCCCUCUUAGAGCGACUGCUACUUGCAUGUUUUCCUUCCACAACUUUUCUUUACUGUGCCUCUUAACACCACAAGUGUAUCCCAGUGCAAAUGGGGUGUAACAUUAUGGUUUGACUUGAGUGGCUUCAGGGUGUCCCUGUGAGUAGUGGCAGCUGCUGUGUUUCUUGACUGUGUUGAAAAAUAUGUCCAUAAUUGGAUGAGUGCUGCAGGUGGUAUUAACAGAAGUGAAGGGCUGCACGGCGCCCAUCUUGGCCUGUCGAUACAGGGGCGGUAUGACUACAUACUACAAGCGCACAGUGUAAUGUCCACAUUGGAAACAGCGGCUAGCUGCGUAGACUUACUUGGCAUUACACAAGUGCUUUAGAUUAGUGCCACCAUGCACAGCAAACAAGAACGCAUUCGUAUAAACCUCUUGACAGUUUUCAGGAUAGGCGUGUGCCCAUUCACUGCUGGGGCUCAAAUGGUCUGGUCACAAUGCCAGUCAAGCAUGCCGAGAGUGCAUCUAACCUGAAGUGGUUGUCUUCUGUCACACUGUCCAAAACAUUUGUGACGGUUUCCCAGUUCGAGUUUUGGCACUCUGUCCCCCUUUUGCUCUAGUUGCUCUGAACUCUAUGCACAUUAGUGCUUGUAGCACUUAUGCUCAAUGACAGUAUGUGUUCAAAGACUGCUUCUUGAAUUAUAAGGCUUCAUGAACUUGUCUUACAUCGAACCCAAGUGAAGUUGGAAGUGUCUGUCAUUCACAGGGGAAGACGGCGCUGUUUUCUCUUUAGAUGGCUGCACAUUGGUCUCUGACAGAACUGUUAUGAAGGCAGUUUUUAAAAAGAAUGCAUUAGUGUCUUGCAGCAGGCAAAUACAGUCGAACCUCGAUAUAUCGAUCACGGAUAUAAUGAAAUAUUGCAUAUAAAGAAUUAUCAAAUGUAACUAAGUUAAUGUAAAAUUUUUCUCGCCAAUUUCAGCGAGUAAUGAACAUAUGCUUAUAACGAAUGUCAGAUAUAACGAAGGUAAUUUCGUACCGAAUGCGACUUCACUCUAAAGAGUUUUGACUGUAUAACAAACACUGUACUUAUGCAGUGCUUGUUGCAUGUGCUCUCAGCAAGCUCGGCGAGUUGUUUCUGCAUCUGGCGUCGUGGAAGGUAGAUUUUCAUUGCAGAAAUAAUUAAGACCUGUGACGAGCAUUGAGAAAACAGCAUGGCUGCUAUGUUAGAUUCUGUAAUGCCCUUGAAGAAAGCUGGCGACGUGGAAGGUAGAUCUUCAUUGCAGAAAUAAUUAAGACCUGUGACGAGCAUUGAGAAAACAGCAUGGCUGCUAUGUGAGAUUCUGUAAUGCCCUUGAAGAACACGGUGACCUACUUUAAUGUAUGCUACAGAGAACAAGCAAAGUCCCAGGAUAGUAUUUUGAGGGGCAGUCAUGCUUGCAAGCUGUUGCGAGUGUACGCAGUGUAAUGAUGACCAGGCACCCAAGUGCAGUUUUCAAAGUCAGUCCUCAUUGUGACAGUCUGGCUUGCCCUAGUGUGGUCUUGCAGCCCAUUCAAGGACGCUAAAGAGAAACCCAUAGAUGGCAGUCAAACCAUUUUAUUUAAAAGACUGACAUCAAUUCCUUUGCACUGUCAAGUCGCUGCUCUCAUUUCAUUGUGCCUAAAAAAUAGCCAUAUUGAAAGUGUCUAUCCUUUAUCUCCUUGCUUUGUUUUUUUUAGGUUAGGUUAGAAUGUGAUUCAUCUCAAGAUUAGUAUGGUGUCCAUUUACAUUCAGUUAAAGGGUGUGGAUGCCAGAAAGCUGCAUGUUUCGCCACAUCAUUUUUUUUUUCUGUUCUUUCAUUAUCUUCUCUGUAGGUCAGCUUCAGAAAAUGGCCAACGUGAUUUGUCAAAGCUGUUGCCAUCAGUUUUUAAUUGGAUAGAAAAGUAUUCUCAGUUAAAGAGAUAAAACUACAGUCAAAUAUACUUCAAUUUCCGAUAUACUAGUAUAUAAUGCAGCUUUGACACAAGUCUUUGAUUUAGGUGACUGCGACAUGAUGCUGUGAAGAAGGCUGAUUUCAGAGAUAAGAGUGUGUAUUAUUAAAUUGCAUUAAGACAGCUAAACAAAUGCUGUGAUGCUCAGGUGUACCUGCUGUUCUCAAACUUAAUGGAAAACAUGCAUGCAUAAUACUUAAUGCCCAUUAGCUCACCAUGUGCACCUCGCUGCAUGCUUUAAAAAUCAUUGUCUUAUUGUUCUUGGUACACAUAAUUGUGCAAGUUGGAUGCUCUUGCACUAAUCACACAAGAGCGUUUACCCUAAAUUGUGCUAUGCUCCUGUACAAUUUGUGCAAGAACAUGACACUUGCACAAUCUCCAAUUGCACCGAGAGACAAUGGCAAUGUUUGUGUGCAACAUGUGCCUAUGCAUGUUGCAUAGCAUUUGGUAGAUUUGCGGUAUGCACUUGUUUAACUCUUGCUUUAUGUCCUGAUCGUGGUCAGUGAUAGCUCUGAGUUUGGCAGUAGUCGGAAAGUGUUCGAUAACCAUUAUCCUUAUGCACCUCUGUCAAACAUGGGUGUCCUGGUCUCUGUAGGCUGCGUAGACUCUCUAGAAAGAUGGACAAAAACAUCUUCAAGGGCAAGUUAGGUUAUGCAAUAAAAAUGUUGGUUAUGCAGUCAGAUGUUUUUGUUGACAGAUGAGGUUUUAUUUGUUUGUUAGUUUAUUAAGAAAGUUGGGCAGAAUCUUGAAGGUCUCUCGCUGUUAAGAUGAUCUUGUUUUUUCUGCAAGCUGGCCACGGGCACGGUUGCAGCUGGAAGCAAUCAAAACGUGAGCGCACACAGUGUCGCAGCCGCCAGUGUUUCUGCUCUGCGAGCGGCUGCUCGACGGCCCCGGACGUCCGGUGGUGGAGUUUUUGUUGAGGGUUCUAGUCAAGCAUCCUUGGAAAGAGAGAGAGAGAGAAAGGGCCGACGGGGCCGGAGCGAGGCACAGUAAUGCAGGCGCACACCGCCACCACCACCCCCGCACGCGGGUCUCUGUUUGUUGAGUUUUGUUUGUUUGCUCCCCCCCGACAUGUUUUUUUUUUCUUUGUUGUCUUUUUCCAGCAGUUUUUGACUGGAUUUUGUACCUGUUGCUGUUGAGAUAGCCAAUAAAACCUUUUUGCAUCUCCAUGGA
Messenger RNA from Dermacentor silvarum, 10139 nucleotides. It is a transcript of the gene NfI, whose product is annotated as nuclear factor 1 X-type. The coding region runs from base 748 to 2772 and encodes 674 amino acids. Gene Ontology annotation, biological process: regulation of transcription by RNA polymerase II. Lineage: Eukaryota; Metazoa; Arthropoda; Arachnida; Ixodida; Ixodidae. The record is from RefSeq and is a predicted model, not a curated record. Gene Ontology annotation, molecular function: DNA-binding transcription factor activity, RNA polymerase II-specific; RNA polymerase II cis-regulatory region sequence-specific DNA binding. The transcript has 16 exons. Gene Ontology annotation, cellular component: nucleus.